AUGGCGACCAGUGGCCUUAAGUUUCAUUCGGCUAAUGAGGACUCGGCGACACCAGAAGAAUCAGCCAAGUCGCAAUCCAGCUGGGAUACGAUCGGACAAGGUUACGUAAUCACAUCUCUGAAAACCUCCUUUGACCAACACGCGCGCCCUCUACUUGACACCAUUGACUUAAUUCGCUCCCUUGGUUUAGAAGGACGGGGUUUCCAGCUUCCAAAGAUCGUCGUUAUAGGGGAUCAGAGUGUGGGAAAAUCAUCCUGUUUGGAGGCUCUGUCCGGCAUCCAAUUACCCAGGGGAGAUGGAAUCGUAACUCGGACUCCGCUUGAGAUGCGCAUGCGCACGGCAAGAAUUGGCACCGGCUGGCGAUGUCGUAUCCAGUACAAGGACCACAAAGGUCAGCACGUGAACACGGAAAUAAAUAACUCGUCUGAAGUCGGAGAAGGUGUUAAAGAAGCACAAUCCAGAAUUAUGGGAGACACUUCCGGUAUAAGCGACAGCCUGAUCACCCUGGAAGUUGAAUCGCCGGACGUGCCAGAUCUGACCUUAAUUGACUUGCCCGGAAUCGCCCGUUACUCGGAGGCUAACGCUCAAAUAGAGCAACAGGUUCUCCAGAGGAAAGUCCCUGUGCUGCCAUGGGGAAGGACAAAUUCUGAGUGUAGGUGCAACUUCUGUCGCGUGCGAGAGCGCGAGAAUCUCGCAGUUUCUCGUCCAAAACAGCACCAGGCAGAGUCACGGUACUGUGGCCUAGAGAAAAGAUAUGACCCGUCGAUUAUUCAGCUAAUAAAAAAGUUCAUCAAGUCGGAUAACACCAUCAUACUGGCCGUAUUUCCUGCGGGAACUGACGUCGACACGGUAGCCGCCUUCCGGUUGGCUAGAGACGUCGAUCCCGAGCUGAAGAGAACAAUGGGAGUGGUAACGAAAAUGGAUUUGGUGGGGCCGGGCUCAGAAAAAUUUGUCCUGGACACACUAAAUAAUAAGAAAGUAAAGCUGAACCUCGGGAUGUUUGCCGUACGGUGUCGAAACCAGGAUGAGGUCGAGAGAGGAAUUCCCCUUCAGGAAGCGUGUCGGAAAGAAGAGGAUUUUUUCCACAGUCAUCCUCAUUUUGGAUAUCUUAAUCCGUCUAUUUUCGGGAUAAGACGACUCUCCGAAAAAAUGGUAAAGGAGUUGACUUCUCGGAUUAGGCAAUGUUUACCUGAAAUGAAUCGGGUUGUGAGUGACAAACUUAGUGAAAUCAAGAAAGACAUCGCGGAACUUGGCAAGGGACCAUCAACUGAUGAGGAGGAGAGGAGGAGAGAAUUUCUGUCCCUGUUGACAGAAUACACGGAUAGCAUUGAGAAGGUUUGUAGUGGCUUGUACAGACAUCAGGAAAACAAGGUGAAGCUCUUCUCUAUGUGGAGGGAAGAAACGCACACGUUUGCCCACAAGAUCCGUGAGGUGACUGAACUAGGGGUGAAAGAAAGCUUGGAACGUGAUGAAGGAAUUUUGCAGACUUUAAAAAUGCAGAGAGGGUGCGAACUGCCUGGUUUUGUAAACAGCUUCCCGGUGUGUGAGAGCAUUAUUUCCUACCUACUGGUGGCGUGGAACAAGCCCGCCAUGGAGUACGUGGCGGGGGUCCGUAAUCAUGUGGAAACAGUCCUCCGCGAGAUGGCCACCCUCACAUUUGACAAAUAUCCGAAUCUGGCUACACGCGUUAAGGAGAUCGUGGACGAGCGCCUCCAGAUCGCCAUUCAGAGCACAGAAAGUGAUAUUACGAAAAUAUUUGACCAGGAGUCCACUGUAUGGACCCAAGACGGAACCUAUGUCGAACAGCUAAAUGCAGUGAAGAAAAGUGCCGAGAAAAUGAAGCCGAACGCGGCUGAAGGAGAAGACAAGUUGGUAGGCUGGAACCGCUACGCUGAAGACGUCAUGGACGGCGUGUCGGCUUACAUGCAGGUUGCCUCACGGCGUAUCAUGGACACUAUACCACAGUCAGUACACUACCACACCCUUAAGGUGCUCUCCGCUAAGAUCAAGGAGUACGUGCUGUGCAUUGCUUCCAACCCGUCGGCCAUCGACGACCUGUUCAAGGAGAGAGAGGAGAUUGCGCAUCGCCGUGAGGAGAUGCUGGACCUUCAGCAGAGGUGGCGGAGAGCGGAGAGGCAACUCGCCGCCUUGUAA
Molecule: messenger RNA, 2154 nt
Organism: Liolophura sinensis
Lineage: Eukaryota; Metazoa; Mollusca; Polyplacophora; Chitonida; Chitonidae
Product: interferon-induced GTP-binding protein Mx1-like
Exons: 14
Coding region: 1-2154 (717 amino acids)
Biological process (GO): synaptic vesicle budding from presynaptic endocytic zone membrane; receptor internalization
Cellular component (GO): microtubule; cytoplasm; plasma membrane
Molecular function (GO): GTP binding; microtubule binding; GTPase activity
Source: RefSeq, a predicted model, not a curated record